AUGUUUUCAAAGUUUCGCAGAUCAAAUCUGCAACACCACCAUUUGAAUUCAUUGAUGUGGCAGAUUUUUUGGCGGUCUUUGAACUUCUUUAUAUUCUCAUGCGCGAGCUCAGUCGACGGUAUCAUUGUACCAAAAAUUCGUGAUUGGCUUUGGCUACGUUAA
Molecule: messenger RNA, 162 nt
Organism: Ambispora leptoticha
Lineage: Eukaryota; Fungi; Glomeromycota; Glomeromycetes; Archaeosporales; Ambisporaceae
Source: the annotation of a GenBank genome assembly